AUGCCCCCAAAGUCCGAGCAGCCCGAGUACCCCUACCAGAACAUCCGCACCAAGAACUACUUCUGGGGUGACGGUGACAAGGUGAGCUUCACUCGACCAACAAAUACGAGAGGUAUAGCUAACAACUGCUCUCUUCAGACCAUCUUCUGGAACGACAAGGUCAACUACCACAAGAAGUCUGACGAGUAA
Messenger RNA from Aureobasidium vineae, 189 nucleotides. Lineage: Eukaryota; Fungi; Ascomycota; Dothideomycetes; Dothideales; Saccotheciaceae. The record is from the annotation of a GenBank genome assembly.